Leptosomus discolor (cuckoo roller) is the source of this 483-nucleotide messenger RNA. The record is from RefSeq and is a predicted model, not a curated record. NCBI's taxonomy places the organism in Eukaryota, Metazoa, Chordata, Aves, Leptosomiformes, Leptosomidae.
UCUUUCAAGACAUUUGGUGAACCAGACCAGUCAACAGCAGAACUGCUAGUUAUUGGUACACCUCAGAGACCUUCAGCGCCAAAUACUAUCCUGGUAGGAAGUCCACAUACACCUAACACACAUUUUGUGUCACAGAACCAGACUGCAGAUUCUUCGCCGUGGUCUGCUGGGAAGCGGAACAAAAAAGGAGAGAAGAAUGGCAAGGGUUUACGUCAUUUCUCUAUGAAGGUUUGUGAGAAGGUACAAAGAAAAGGAACCACCUCAUACAAUGAGGUGGCAGACGAGUUGGUUGCAGAAUUCAGUACCACUGAUAAUCACAUUUCACCAAAUGAAUCACAGGCUUAUGACCAGAAGAAUAUUAGACGACGUGUCUAUGAUGCCUUAAAUGUCCUUAUGGCCAUGAACAUUAUCUCUAAGGAGAAGAAGGAAAUCAAAUGGAUUGGUCUACCUACUAACUCGGCUCAGGAAUGUCAGAAUUUAGAG